GCCAUCUACAGACAAAAUAAAUCGAGAAACUUCGAGAAGUACCUCGACUGUUCACCAAAUUUGUAUAUAUAUAGUAAAUAUGUACGGACACUCGGCAAAUCAGUCCAAUAACGAACCACUGCCUCCUGGUUGGCAAAUGAUGAUCGAUCAACGUACAGGUUGGCCUUUUUACAUAAACCACAACGAUCAAACGACUACGUGGGAAGAUCCCCGUUUAAGAAAGUCUGACCAUCAAAAUUCGAUAAACAUCCCUAUUCAACGAGUGGGGAACGAACAGAGGAUGCCCCAACAGCCACAACCUCAGUAUCAACCUCAACAGCCACAUGGCGGACAUAAUAUCCCAUAUCAAGCUUAUCAACAGCAGACACAUCCUAAUUAUCAGCAUCCUCAACCUAGUAAUUUACCUUAUCCAUCUAACUUCGCUGCUACUAAUCCAAAUAACCAAGCGAAUUUUUCCUCAAACAAUAAUGCUCCCCAUAAUCCAAUCGUAAAAGAAAUACCAAUCCAAAGAGAAGGACAUACUGCAUCGAUGACUAAGACACCAGCUACAUCAAAUUCGACUCAUCUAGAGACUUCCAAACCUAGUGCGGACUCACGUAAUACACCCUCACCUUUGCCACUAUCAUCAAUGGACAAAGUUAACAAGAUUACGGAUGAAGUUAAAAGCCUUAAAGAAAAAGUUGAAAUAUUUAAAGGAAAGAAGAGCGAUAAAGAGUAUCUAUAUCUUGAAGAGAUGUUAACCAGACAACUUAUACAAUUAGAUAAUAUAGAUUCGGAAGGGGACGAUACAAUUAGGGCUUGUCGAAAAGCAGCCGUUCAAAUGGUUCAGACGAGUAUUGAUAUACUAGAGCAUAAGUGUUCACAGUAUAACAAUACAAUGACGAAUUAUUCUACUGCAAAUAAAGAAAGUGAUGGUACAACUUCGUAG
Molecule: messenger RNA, 928 nt
Organism: Dimorphilus gyrociliatus
Lineage: Eukaryota; Metazoa; Annelida; Polychaeta; Dinophilidae
Source: the annotation of a GenBank genome assembly